Messenger RNA from Pistacia vera, 1049 nucleotides. Its product is annotated as rRNA-processing protein fcf2-like. NCBI's taxonomy places the organism in Eukaryota, Viridiplantae, Streptophyta, Magnoliopsida, Sapindales, Anacardiaceae. Gene Ontology annotation, molecular function: RNA binding. Gene Ontology annotation, biological process: RNA processing. Gene Ontology annotation, cellular component: nucleolus. The record is from RefSeq and is a predicted model, not a curated record. The transcript is spliced from 6 exons. The coding region runs from base 225 to 836 and encodes 203 amino acids.
AAGAAUUUGAAAUAGAAAGAAGUAAACCAUAGAGCAAGAGAAAAACCCUAAAUCCCAUAUCUCUAAAACAAGUCGCCUCCGGCAUACACACAAAUACAACUCUCAACGCUGUUACCGGCAGCCGUCGCCGCCGAAGGAUUCACACGGCCCGCCCCAGCGAACUCUCGAUAUCAUUGAGAAUAUAAAGAGAGAGAAGCUACUUGGGUUUUAUUUAGAAUCAGAGAAUGACAGAGAACAAGCCAGUUAUUGGCCUUUCAUGGCAGCCAAAGGUGCCGGUUCUGUCAUCCACUGUGAAAACUGAUUCUCAUGUUAACGACAAAGGUGUACAUGGAUCACAAUGUCAUCGUGAAGUUAGCACGCUUUGGAGACCAAAUACCGAGCUUGUUGAUGGGCUUUUUGUGCCACCAAACAAUCCGAAAAAGCUAAACAAGUUACUCAAGAAACAAAUGAAAGAUACAGUUGGGACUAGCUGGUUUGACAUGCCUGCUGCAACUAUAACUCCUGAGUUGAAGAAAGAUCUUCAGUUGCUGAAGUUGAGGAAUGCCUUUGAUCCAAAGAGACAUUACAAGAAGGGUGAUACAAAAUCAAAAACAUUGCCCAAGUAUUUCCAGGUGGGCACAGUUAUAGAGCCUUCAACGGAGUUCUUCUCAAGUAGACUGAAUAAGAAGGAGAGGAAGGCCUCCCUUGCAGAUGAACUGCUUUCUGAUCCUAACCUUGGGCAGUACAGGAAGCGUAAGGUUCGGGAGAUUGAAGAACAAAAUCGACCAUCCGGAAAUGAGAAAUGGAAGAUAAAGGGUCGACAGUCACAAAAACGUGCAAAGCAAAGAAGGCACUGAAUCUCCUAUUCUUUUGAAGGGGGAAAUUUUGACAUUCAUGGAAGGCAUUGAAUUAUAGAGAUGAGAGAUAUAUUUAAGACAGCCUUAUCGUCUAAUGAGUUAAUAAUUUUUUACGUUGUAAUACCGGUUUAUAUUCUUGCAUAUCAAUAUGGGAAUUUAAUCAUCUGUUUAGAAGGUCAUUGCUAGUCCUUUGUUUUAGACACAAAUAUUUCU